Acanthoscelides obtectus is the source of this 1742-nucleotide messenger RNA. The record is from the annotation of a GenBank genome assembly. NCBI's taxonomy places the organism in Eukaryota, Metazoa, Arthropoda, Insecta, Coleoptera, Chrysomelidae.
AUUUUAUCCUUCAAAAAUCCCUACCAUCUAUCUAAUAAAUAUGCUGGGUUAUUUUGAUUUUAAUCGCAACAUUACUAUUCUUUAAUACAGGCCUAAUAUUUUUCAACCUACAUGAUGAUUUAGAUAAUAAUUGUUUAUGGUUAAUAAACUGAAUUCCACGUGUGGAUAGUAUUCUAGGGCGGUCUGAUAUUUUUCGGUUGCGAUUAUGUAUUGUGUAAAUUUGAGCUCCAGACUAACUGAAUGUGGUCUUAGUCUCACAGAAAGUUCAGUGCGCCUCGACAUGGCUCGAUGGGCUUCUACCCCAAAAAGAGGUCGCAGAGACAUCGUGGAAAGGUAAAGGCUUUCCCUAAGGAUGACGCUUCCAAACCGGUCCAUAUGACUGCAUUCGUCGGCUACAAAGCUGGUAUGACCCACGUGGUGAGAGAGGCUGAUCGACCCGGCUCAAAGAUCAACAAAAAGGAGAUCGUGGAAGCUGUAACUAUCUUGGAAACGCCCCCGAUGGUUAUUGUUGGAGUUGUAGGCUACAUUGAAACACCACAUGGUCUCCGAGCUUUAGCUACCAUCUGGGCUGAGCAUCUUUCUGAAGAUUGUCGUAGAAGGUUCUACAAGAAUUGCUCUCCUCUGACCUUAAGAGGGCUAUUGAGAACUGUCCACUGAGCUUACCUGUAGAACAAUUCAGGCUUUAGUGAAGUGUGACUGAGAGGUGAUGUCUCCUCUAAGCUAUGAGACAUCUCUCUAGUUCUUGCAGAAUCCAGAAGAGAUUUGAACAUGUGAAUUGUAGCUAAAAGGUUGUCCAUGCAGGUAUAAGAGCAAGAAGAAGGCAUUCACCAAGGCAUCUAAGAAAUGGUCUGAUGAUUUGGGCAAGAAGUCAAUUGAACGUGACUUCAAGAAGAUUAUCAAGUACUGCAAGGUUGUUCGGGUGAUUGCUCAUACUCAGAUGAAAUUGCUGAAGCAACGCCAGAAGAAGGCUCAUAUUAUGGAGAUUCAGUUGAAUGGUGGUACUGUUGCUGAUAAGGUAGCAUGGGCCAGAGAACGUUUGGAGAAACCCAUCCCUGUUGCUGAGGUGUUUGCCCAAGAUGAGAUGAUUGAUUGUAUUGGUGUGACCAAGGGUCAUGGAUAUAAAGGUGUAACAUCAAGAUGGCACACUAAGAAGCUGCCUCGUAAAACACACAAGGGUCUGCGUAAGGUUGCCUGUAUUGGUGCAUGGCAUCCUUCAAGGGUAUCUUUUACUGUUGCUAGGGCUGGUCAAAAAGGUUACCACCACAGAACAGAGAUGAACAAGAAGAUUUACAGGAUUGGUGCAGGAAUACACACUAAGGAUGGAAAGGUCAUCAAAAAUAAUGCUUCUACAGAAUAUGAUCUUAGUGAGAAGACCAUCACCCCUAUGGGUGGUUUCCCUCACUAUGGUGAAGUUAAUAAUGACUUCAUCAUGAUUAAGGGCUGCUGCAUGGGGCCCAAAAAACGUGUUAUCACACUGAGAAAGUCUCUGUUAGUGCACACAAAGCGUAUUGCAUUGGAGAAGAUCAACCUGAAGUUCAUUGAUACUUCAUCCAAAUUUGGUCAUGGUAGAUUCCAGACUGCAGCAGAUAAGGCUGCCUUCAUGGGUCCUCUUAAGAAGGACAGGGUGAAGGAGGAAGAGAAGGCGACGGCGCCGGCGACCGCAGCCGCAUCUAGUUCUUAAGAUUAAGAUUUUUUAUUGUUUUGACUAUCUAAUAGUUGUGACAAUAAAGUUAUUGAAAAGA